Messenger RNA from Pocillopora verrucosa, 2076 nucleotides. The record is from RefSeq and is a predicted model, not a curated record. Lineage: Eukaryota; Metazoa; Cnidaria; Anthozoa; Scleractinia; Pocilloporidae.
AUGGGGUUCCCUUUUUUUGUUUCCCUCGCUGAUGGUGCAAGUCCGCAACUGUCUCAAAAUCAAGCUGAGGGAACAUCUCUCUACGUCAAGCAUGUAGAAGUAACAGAAACGAAACCAUGUUUUGCUUCAUACAAGAAGGUCGAAAAUUCCCUUUUAGUGCACUAUUUAGUGAGCACACGCGGUCUUGAAGUUCUCGAGCAGCUGAUGGUGGUCACCUUUUCUUCAAACGACAAAAACUUCAUAAUCGAGACUCUUAAGAAGGGAAUUGAGUGCAACGGUUCACAGUAUUAUUACUUGGGACAAUCGAGCUCCCAGCUUAGACACAGCACUUGCUACGUGAUGAAUGCUUCGCUGACUGACUUGCACAGUUUGCUGGAAAAAUUCGAAGACUUCAAUGACAUCUUCCCGGUGGCAAAACGAUCUCAAAAGAUAUCCCUCCUCUUCUCACCUUUCCAGCGUAGUUUGGAACUAAAACCAGGGGAAUACGACGUCAUCGAUGACGUAACAAGCAUAUUGGGUACAUAUGUGUUCACGGAUGGGUGUGGUCUUAUGUCGUGUACACUCUCUCAGGAUGUGCAGAACCUGUGCAACCUUCCAUGCGCACCUAGCGUAAUUGAGGUUAAAUUCAAAGGUUUUAGAGGGACACUGGUUCGUUUCAACGAUAUGCCAAAUCUCAAGGUAAAAGCGCUCUUUAGAAAUUCCAUGUUGGACUUUUCCUCCCAUCAAAAUGUUAUGAGUGAUUGGAACACGAUUGGAAUCGUCGGUUUCUCGCAGCCGUACUCACUGGGCUAUUUGGACACACUAACGAUGAUGCUGUUGGCCGAAGGCGGUGUCUCACAUGAAUAUCUGGAGGCACUUCAGGGAAACUAUCAUGAUUUGCUAGAGAGGUUGGAAGACAAGACAUACGCCGGUUACUUCUUGCGUAUAACGGGAAAGGACGAGUUGCUACAAACCCUUGAGCAAGAAGGACUAUCGCACAGUGUUGUGCGAGAGUUGCAAAAUCUGAAGAUAAAAGAAAUUGAAAACAUGAAACACUGUAAAAUAGUCAGCGAAAACGAAGAGCAAGGCGAUAAUUAUCAGUUACAAGAGAAAAACUGCAAAGUACCUGAGAUGGGUGGACCUCUGUGUGAUGUUACAACGACAGACACUUUGGUGGAGGAUCCCAGUGCUACAAGUGAUGAAGUCCAAGAUUUUAGAAUUUUGAUUCCAGACUCUCGCGUGGUCUAUGGGGUGAGCGAUCCGUACGGUCAGCUGAAGCAUGGCGAAUGUUUCUUCCAACCGACGCUCCACGAAGCGGAGCAAAAUGGCUUCUCAUUUUCUGAGUUUGUUCUUGUAAUACGAAGGCCCUCUUAUCAUGCGGGAGAUGUUCGUGUUUUGAAGAUUACUCAGGGAAAGGAAGCUUACAAAGAUCUGUACGAUUGUAUCGUGUUUCCCACAAGGGGGGCGCGACCGCAUGCCAAUGAAUGCGCUGGGGGACGCGUAGGCGGUGACAAGUACUUCGUGAGCUGGGAUCAGGGGCUCAUACCGCUCUUUGUUAGCAGUCCUUACAUGGGGCACAUAACCAGUACAUCCUCUAAAAUAGUUCGAAAAUUGUCAGAAGUCGCCAACAGCCUCGUGUGUUUGAAGAGGAAGCCUGUUAGUGACACGGAAGCGAGGAAAAAGCAGCACGAAGCACACCAAGCGCUCGUGAAACAUUUUAGUCAUUUUAGAGAAUACGAGAACUUGCGCCAAAAAGCUUCAGAGCUAUUUGUUAAGUACGCGUCGUUAUUCGGUUCGACGUGUACCGAAUGCGAAUUGCUCAAGGAGACUCUUCUCAGAGACUUUGGCUGGAGCGAUUGUUACGAUCAAGUUAAAAAACAAUUGAGGCAGCUUGAAGAAGCGUACGAGAUAGAGAUGCAGGGACUCACCAACCGUUCGCGAUCAACCCCUCUCCCUUCUUCAUCUCGCGGUCCUGAUACGUUCGAUCGUUUGUUAAUCUCUCUGCAAUGGAAGAAACCACCAUUUUUACCUGGCGAUGAUGUCUGGAAUAAGAUGAAAGCAAAAAGCGCUACGUUUGUCGCAUCCCAGAUUUCAUAG